GGCUUUUUCACAAUCUAAAAGCUAUUUUUAGUGUUUCUCUCUCAUCUUUCAAGAUUUCUUUCAUAAAAUAUAAUUAGAGUUUAAUUAAGUAAUAAACAGUAAUGGCAAUUGCUUUUGGAAGAUUUGAUGAUUCAUUCAGUUGGGCUUCAAUUAAGGCUUACAUUGCUGAAUUCAUCUCUACUUUGCUUUUUGUCUUUGCUGGAGUUGGAUCUUGCAUUGCUUACAACAAGUUGACAGCAGAUGCAGCCCUAAGCCCAGGAGGGUUAAUAGCAGUAGCAGUAUGCCAUGGAUUUGCCCUAUUUGUAGCAGUGGCAGUUGGUGCUAACAUCUCCGGCGGUCACGUCAACCCAGCUGUCACCUUCGGAUUGGCUGUUGGUGGACAGAUCACCAUUCUUACUGGUAUUUUCUACUGGGUCGCCCAGCUUGCUGGUUCUGUUGUUGGUUGUUUCCUCCUUAAGGCUGCCACUGGUGGUUUGACAACUCCAAUACACAGCGUCGCAGUAGGGUUAGGAGCAGUAGAAGCAGUAGUAAUGGAAAUAGUUGUAACCUUUGCUUUGGUAUACACCGUCUAUGCAACUGCAGUUGAUCCUAAGAAGGGCUCUGUUGGAAUUGUUGCCCCAAUUGCUAUUGGAUUCAUUGUUGGAGCCAAUAUUCUUGCUGCCGGCCCAUUCUCUGGUGGGUCCAUGAACCCAGCCCGAUCUUUCGGCCCUGCUGUUGCCUCUGGUGAUUUCCAGGACCACUGGGUCUACUGGGUUGGGCCCCUUGUUGGUGGUGGUCUUGCUGGGCUUAUCUAUGGCAAUGUCUUUAUGCAACAAGACCAUGCCCCUCUUUCUAGUGAAUACUAAAUUUGAAUUUAUUUUUCCUCGUUAUCAUUUUUUAUUUAUUUAUGUGUUUUGUUUUCCUUGAAUUAAUUAAAAAUUGUAUUUGUAUCUUUAUUUUAAUUUCUGGUUGGUUUUUGUAAAGUCAUGUUCUAUCCGAUGCAUGAUUUGUUGAAUUCAUCGGCAAUAAAUCCUUUUUUAUUUUA
Messenger RNA from Amaranthus tricolor (Joseph's coat), 1024 nucleotides. Its product is annotated as aquaporin TIP2-1. Gene Ontology annotation, biological process: water transport; transmembrane transport. Gene Ontology annotation, molecular function: water channel activity. The coding region runs from base 102 to 845 and encodes 247 amino acids. The record is from RefSeq and is a predicted model, not a curated record. Gene Ontology annotation, cellular component: membrane. The transcript is spliced from 3 exons. Lineage: Eukaryota; Viridiplantae; Streptophyta; Magnoliopsida; Caryophyllales; Amaranthaceae.